Gracilinanus agilis (Agile Gracile Mouse Opossum) is the source of this 2052-nucleotide messenger RNA. It is a transcript of the gene ELMOD3, whose product is annotated as ELMO domain containing 3. The record is from RefSeq and is a predicted model, not a curated record. The transcript has 10 exons. Bases 608 to 1549 code for a protein of 313 amino acids. Lineage: Eukaryota; Metazoa; Chordata; Mammalia; Didelphimorphia; Didelphidae.
UUCCGACGGGCCGGUGGGCGGGCCUCGCGGGCUACUCAAGGCGCAGGUGCCAACGUGAGGGGAGUUGGAGUGGGGCAGAGGCGGCUGCUGCGGGACUCGGAAUGGGAACCCCAGCCAAGGGAGUUGGUGUCGUGGAGCUUAGGCAGGAUAAAACACAGUAGUCCCAGCCACGACCUAAGACUUGGCUUAGUCCAUGAGAACCGCCGUGAUCACAGCCUGGUUUUGUGGAACCUUUCUCAUAUGUGGAAGCUCAGUGUGAUGUUCGUGCUGGCAGAACUGAAUCGACAGGUCAUUUGAAGGUCUGAGGUCUGGCUACCUGAUCCUGGGAGUGGUUCAGUCCUUGUGAUGUAGAAGUUUUAGCAAAUCCAAGUCACCCAAAUCAGGGCAUCAGUUGAAGGUUCCAAGAGCAAACCAACUCCCAGAGCUAUGGCUGAAUGGGAAGCAUGAGGUGACCAGCUUGUGAUUUCUUAGGAGUCCCGUUUUUUCAGCCUCAGUGACCCCUGAGAAGACAGGAGCCUUGAUUUUCCCACUCUCAUCCGUGGCUUCUUCAUUUCUGGCCAUGUCAUACUGAGUUCUCCAGGCUCCCCUAAAGGAAUUCUGUUGAGACAUGAACAAAGGAGCUUGCCACCCCCAAAAUGGGGAAGAGAAAGAAGAUGGACAGGUGAUGAGAGCUUCCAGCGAGUCCUCUCUGCAAAUUGAUGAGCAAGACAGCUUCCUUCCAGCCAUCAGAUGUGUUCCUAUCUCAGCCCUGAAGUACCAGACCGUCCUCCAGGCUCUGACCAUGGAGGACAGUGGAUUGGAGCCGGCCGGUAGGUCUUCAUGCCAGCGCCAGGCAGACGUCAUGGUCUCUUUCAGGAUGAGGGCGAAUCUUAGUCUGGGAGACCCUAACUGGCCUUUCCCCGAACCCCUUAAAUUCCUUGUUGCUCGUGGUCCGCAGUGCGUCCUCGCCUGCAUCUGCUCCUUUUCUGCCUCUCUUGAUGUGCUGUGGUUUUUCUUCCCCCCUGAAAUGCUGGGGGCUCACAGGCGGCUCGAAGGGUCGAACCCUGGCACAGACCUCCGCGGGGCGGGCUUCCUCGCCCUCCUGCACCUGCUCUACCUGGUGAUGGACUCAAAGACCCUCCUGCUGGCUCACGAGAUCUUCCGGCUCUCCCAGCACCACACGCAGCACUUCCCCUUCUGCGUGAUGUCGGUGAACAUCACCCGGAUAGUGAUCCAGGCCCUCCGGGAAGAGUGUCUCUCCAGAGAAUGCAAUCGGCAGCACACGGUCAUCCCUGUGGUCAAUAGCCUGUACGCAGCCACCUUCCUCCGUCUGGCCCACGUCUGGAGGACGGAGCAGAAAACCAUUCUGGACUCCAGCUUUGUGCUUAAAGACCUGGAGGUCCUGGCCAAGAAGAACCCGAAGCAGCUGCUCCGGAACCUGGAGACCUACCUGACCCACGGGAUGAACGGGCUGGCCCCGCCGGGGCUGCCGGAGGCCCAGGACGAGCUCCCCUUCACCGGAAUCUGUGAGCUCCCCCUGGGCACGGCGGAGAGGAGGCCGGCCGUGUGACUGGACACGGCCUGCGAGGAGCUCGCUCAGGCCUAGACGGCCGGCCUCCUCUUCUAGAGGGAGUGACCCGGCCGGAGACAGGAAUGCAGCAGGCCCCCGGGCAGUCCGUAGGCCCCGCUGGGCCCCGUACGUGGGCAUCCCGGGGUGGAAGUGGCUCCUGUGUGCGGAGCAUCCCCAGGGCUCCCGGGCCCAGAGAGCGGGGGGCCGUGGGGCUCGGGAAGAGACGGGGUCCCUGUAAAAGCCCAGGCCGCCGGAGCUUCCCGGGCUCCGCGCAGCGGAUGGGGCAGGAGCCGAGGAGAAGUGACGGGAAGAGGAAAGGGAGCAGCGCCAGUCAGUGGCCCGGCCCAGCCAGGCUGUCACCCCUCCGCCGGGCAGGGACAAGUGGCCUCCCGCUUCCUGCCCCCCUUCUGUGCCACAAAACCAUCUUCACAGAUGGGGGCGGGGCAGGGGAAGGGCCGGCAUUCGCACCAGGUUUCAAAUAAAGGAUCGCCCGGCUCUUAGGA